Molecule: messenger RNA, 3147 nt
Organism: Jaminaea rosea
Lineage: Eukaryota; Fungi; Basidiomycota; Exobasidiomycetes; Microstromatales
Exons: 3
Coding region: 1-3147 (1048 amino acids)
Biological process (GO): regulation of alternative mRNA splicing, via spliceosome; mRNA splicing, via spliceosome
Cellular component (GO): nucleoplasm
Molecular function (GO): mRNA binding; N6-methyladenosine-containing RNA reader activity
Source: RefSeq, a predicted model, not a curated record
AUGUCACCAGACGCAGGCCAGCCCGCACAGACUCAAGGCCGGCUUCAUCAGUCCCUACCAGCCUCACGAUCCUCGUCACCCAGCGGCACCUUUGCAGCUGCGCAAUUCAUUGCUGCGACACAGCCCGACGUACCCCAAGACUCGAGUUUCGAAGGAAGCGCAGCCGUCGAAAUCGCAGCGCCAGCCAAACACGAAGCAUCUUCUCAGCCUCAAAGCAGCACACACCAAAGCCCAUGGCAGCGCCGUCAGCCAACGAAAACACGACAGAUGAUGCCAGAUACAGCGCCCAGCAACAGCUCAGCGGAUCAGCGCGAGCAGCGUGCGGGAUCUCAACCGGCUCACGUCAGUGAAGCAUCCCAAGACACGAUGAUCUCGCCCUUGUCUGCUACGCCAUCGUCACCGCCGACUCUUCGUGCAUCCCAUUCUCCGUCGUCUUCUUCCUUCCACCACGCGGGCAGCAUGUCCAGCUUUGGCGCCGCAGCUACGACGGCAGAAGCAUACAGCCUGGCCGAUCCAUACCGCUACCCACAGCAGCAGCAGCCGCAGCCUGCCUUCAUGUCGGGCCAAGCCGGCAUACCGGCCCCUCCUCCUCCGAGCCAGCAUCAACAUCUCUACCGAUCGGAUUCGACGCAAUUGCCUCCGCCUCAGCAGCAAGCUUACCAGGCUUAUCAGGGAGGUGGGAGAGGGAUGCAAUAUGCAGCUGAUCUCUCCGGUGCCACCGCCGGCUACGGGCCUGCUAUGCACCCAGAAGCAGCGUUUGCAUACGGGUCCAGCGCAGGCUCGGGAGGAGCGGUCGCAGGAGGGGCAGGAGCACAGGGGGCUUUGUCGGUCUCGGCAGCCAGCGGUGCCGGGAUGCCGCAGCAACACUAUCAGCAGCAACAGCCGCCGCCGCAGGGCUACGCCUCAUCUCCACCACAGUCCGGGAUGCAUCAGCAGCCUGCUUACGAGUCAUUUGGAGGACCAGGAAGGACUGACUCUGCCAGUUCCGCACAGUGGCCUCCUACCUACGCUUACUCGCCCUACACUAGCGUGGCCGGCUUUUAUCCUUCCCCAACCACUCCUGGACCCAUGCCACCUCAGCCUUAUGUCUCCGCAAGCAGUCCGGAAUAUGCACAACUUGCCGCCAUGGGCUACCACGAAUCGGUAGCCGCAUCUCCGCAGUUUGCUGUGCCGGCCUCUUCGCCUGGCACAUGGGCCCAACAGCAUUACCCACGUCAGCAGCCGAUGGGCUACGCCCCGCCACGAGGUCCAGCCCCAGCACUGGCCGCGUCCUCUCCGUCCUCACGAGUUGGCUACCGCGGUUCAGGCUCGCAAGGCAGAGCGUCCCGCGCACCUCUCCGUCAAGACACGAGAAGCACCGGAGAGCCGGCAGAAGGUGCUCUCGCUACUUCUCCGACGGAGGCUGGCUCAGUGGAUUCGAGCUACGGCAAGCCUCCGGUCGGGCUGCGAUCAGAGCAUGUCAUGUGGGUGGGCAAUGUUCCCGCAAAUGCGUCUCAAGCCGAAUUGCGCGCCUUCUUCUCUCAGCUUCCAGCCGACGCACAAGACGAUGACGAACCCAGCCUCAACGAAGCUGCUCCUCAUGGCAUCGUCUCGAUUUUCAUCAUUGCUCGCUCCAACUGCGCUUUCGUCAACUACUCCACGCCUUCCCGCCUCGACAGGGCCGUACUCUUCUUUAAUGGCCACCCGCUUCGUCCUCAGGACCCUCGUUGCCCGAAGCUCGUCUGCCGCAUCAGGAAGAAGAGCGACGAGGUGCAGGCUGGCGUAGGAGGUCAAAGGGGCAAAGGGCUUCACGUCGCUUUCCUCAAGGAGUACCGCCGUCGCGAGAGUGAGAAGCUCGGCCAGUCGCGCGGCGAAGGAGAAGGUCCAAUUGCACAAGGCGCCAGCGCAAGCCCCUCGACCAACAACAAAGCACAGACGGACUGUCUCGACGUAGCGGGCCUGUCACUCAGCGACACCUCCAACCUCCGCGGGGAAGCAGUCGCUUCACUCUCUUCGCCCAACACUCUCGCCUCAGUCGGGUCAAGCUCCAUCGGCAGCUCGAGCGCAGAGGUGUCAUACACGAGCACCAAUUCAGGCCUCCUCGGCCACCCGGCCUUUCGCACUCGCUACUUCAUCCUCAAGAGUCGCACAAUCGAGGAGCUGGACCGCUCCGUAGAGACGCGCACAUGGGCAACGCAACCCCACAAUGAGGCUGUAUUGGCGCAGGCUUUCAGGAACAGCGACAGAGUGAUCCUAGUCUUCUCGGCCAAUGGGAGUGGGGCCUUCUUUGGGUACGCAAGAAUGGCUGGGCCUAUCCCGGGCCGGGAGGCGAAGGCCAAUCGGUCGCAAGAGACUGAAGCUGUCGCCGCCAGCGAGCAAGACGCGCCUAGCGGACCUACUCUCGUCACCUCACCUCAGGCUUUGACGCCCAAUGAGGAAGCACAAAAGGCAGAAUUGCUGCCUGGCACAGCUACGGGCCUUCAGACUGGCAAGAAAGCCUUGACCGACGACGGUGUCAUGAGAAGGGACAUGAUGGCGAAUGGACAGCCUUCAGCUGCGAUGGACAGCAGUGCCGCAACAUCUGUCUCGUACUCCUCGUCGCUCACGCCAGGUGACUCAGCCUCAAGCGAUGCCCGAGCGGCCACCCAGCUUGCUACGCGCGCCAUCAUUCACAAUCUCCGCAUCGACCAGCGAGAGAGCCAGCGCAAGGCUGAGCAAUUGGAGCGUCAGCUCGCAGUGCAGGAGAAUUUGGCUGCUUCGGGUCAGGCAAGAGUGCGAGACAGCGAAGCAACCACUUCACCUGCUGCAAAGCAAGACGGCGGCCGAUCGAUUGGCACCGCGACUCCCACCCCCACCAUGACUCUCUCGCCCUCUACAAAUACAAGCACCGCGGCAGAGGGCGCCUCAGUCUCAGGUCCCUCUCCCUCCCCCUCGUCAGAAGAAGUUUUCGGCCACACCUUUUCUGUUGAGUGGGUCCAAACCAAUUCGUUGCCAUUCACGGCUGUCAAGCACUUGCGCAACCCUUGGAACGAGAACAAGAGUCUGCGCAUUGCUAGGGAUGGGACCGAGAUCGCCAUCGAUACCGCCGUUGAACUGCUGGGAGUUUGGGAGAAGCACGUUGAGGGCGGGCAAGCUGGCGCCUCGACUGCUACGGCUCCGGCGAGGUAG